Molecule: messenger RNA, 4967 nt
Organism: Rhopilema esculentum
Lineage: Eukaryota; Metazoa; Cnidaria; Scyphozoa; Rhizostomeae; Rhizostomatidae
Product: beta-lactamase-like protein 2
Source: RefSeq, a predicted model, not a curated record
UGUUAUCACUAAUUAUGGGUCAUUUUUUGCCCUGUAUCAUUUAAGUGUAAAUCAAAUUAUCAUUUCAUGUCGAAUUGAUCAUUCUAACCUGGCAAAGAGUUCAUUAAACAGUUUGCAUUCGCGUUCCCACUUAUUCAUUCUAUGACGUAAUUUCAUGUAUGAUGAGACAUGUCCCUUUAUCGUUUUGUAUUCCCACCAGAAGGACCGUCAUUCAUUGAAAAUAAAGAAAAAAUCCAAACUCAUUUAAUGGUAAACACAUUAAUUCAGGAAUGGGACGACGUUACAAGAACGGCCUAUUGCGAAGAAGACUGAGUGGCUUUAGAAGAAUACAAAUACCCCCUCGUAGGGUAUUGCGGUCAUUGAGAACGAGAGUACAGUAAAAACGAGUUUGAUCGUACAAAAGAAACAAAAAGGAACCCAUUCACUGGAAGUUCCUUAAGUUUUUCAGUCUUUAAAUCAGUUUUCAAUACUUGAUUUUCAGUUAUUUUGAUUUUUAAUGGCCCUAGUUAAAAGAUAGAGACAAAAAUUUGAAACAAAAUUUUGAAAAACGCAUUGCUACAAGAUUUCGUCAAUUUCCACCAAUGUGAUUGGCUGCCUGGCAAAAAUCUUCAGAUGCAAACAAUGGAGUGUCAGUUAUUUCCAGGCUUGGGUCAGCUUUUAAUUGCUAGAUCUAGUUUAAAUAUUUUCUUGCCUUUUUUAUUGUUGGCCAACGAAUAUUUACAAAAAUUAUUAAGUUUACCUCAAAAAUGCUUGCAAUGUUCUGGCUGUAUGUAAAACUAAUAGAAGCUAAUGGAAACUACUUCUAAAACGUCAGUAAUCUCCUUUUCACCUUUUAAUGUAUCUUAUUUGAAUGAAUGAUCCAUAUCGUGUUUUCGAAAUGCAUCUUGCGUACCAUAAACUUUGCCUCCAUCCUUAGAAGCUAGUGCCAGGGGCGUCGCGACCGGGGGUGUGGGGGGGGGGGUGUCACCCAAUAGUAUCUCAAUAGGAAAUUUCAGGUAAAAUCUGCUUGGUGGAAGAAACGCUUUAGGUAUUUCAGAGACCUUCAUGUCAUAAAAUCAAUAAAGGAUCGAGCAAAGGCAGUUUCUCCGUUGGUUAAAUAUGAUUUUCUUUGAUAUGAAUGAAGGUAAACAAACUAAUGAUUUGAAGAUUUGAAGAUUGCUUGUUAGCAAUAAAUAAAAACUCCAGACCCUUUUUAGGUAAAAUUGUGUCUUGUGUCCAUUUCUCCUAAAGUUUCUCAGUAGAAGCGUCAACUGCAAUUCACUAUGAGCUCCAGAUGUUUCUUAACAUUAGAAAGGCGUGCUAAGAUGGGGAGAGGGAUCUAAAUGUAGAAGUAACUGACAACCUGGUAUUUUUCAAGACCACGGCGAAAUUGUUGUUUUUAUCUGCUGUGAAAAAACUUUUUGCAAAAAAACAAUAAUUUUCAAUAGGAAUAGGAUUGCUUUAGUGAAAUUUGCUUAAAAGAGUGCAUUUUCCAGGGAAGUAGAAGCAUCAAAAUUCGAAAAUUUCCUCCUCUUUCGGCUGCAACCAUGGUGCGGCCUCAGGUAGUAACUAUACCCUUUGCCCGUCCAGAUAUAGAGAUUUGACAAGACUAUAAUGUAUUGCAGGGGUUUGUGACAGCAGCUAAAAAAUUUCAGCCAAUAAUAUUUUAAUCAGGUAAAUUUGUAGUCUACCCACGCCCCCCCCCCCAACGAGGCUUGCCUCGCGACGGCCUUGGCUAGUGCGACCAGCUCUAUGAGUGGUACCUACAAACGAGAUACCUAUUUUGUUGCAAACAACUUACUACAGCUUUCCUUUUCCAUGUGAUUGCCAGAGUUUAAAUUUGUUGGCUUUGAUUUCUUUAUGUACCUCCGUAUCCCCGGUCUGUUAUGACGCCCUGCAGACCUGUUGCCAUGGUACGAAUUAGAUGCCAUGAGUUUGGAGUCGCCUCUAUCAUGGUUAAAGUAACCUGAACCUUAGCAAGUCACUCAAAAGAAUGCACCUUUUAUCUGCUUUCUCUUAGUGUUGACAAGAGGUCGAAUCCUCUUAUCCUAAUCUAAAUAUUAAGUUUAGAAGCACUUGAAGUUGGUUUUGCAGUGUGCAUUCUUCAUAGUAUUUUGUGUAUUGGUUUGUCAUCAGUAUACCCUGUCAUCGAGAAAAGCCAGCUGUCACUCCCGGUGUCAUGUGUCACUGAAUAAAAACUACGCAGCCGUAAGCUUUUGCUUAUAUACGCUUAGUUACUGUGCAAAUACAAGUCUUCAAAUGGGAGAAUUGUCUCGGAAGUGAAUUUGCAUCAAAAUAAAGGUAAGAUGACUGUCAUGGAAAAUUUUACCUCUGAAACUGCAAAAGUACAAGCUGAAGACCAAAAGGAAAUCGACGCAGAAAACAGGAAAGGGAGCAAUUGUCAAGCAGAGAUGGACAUUUCGAAACGAGGUUUUGCGAGGGAGAGUGUUUUUCAAUUGAUCAUUGAUCCUAAUGAUCAGAAGAAAAUGGACAAGUGCAAAAUAAACAGAAAUAUACGAAAAUCUUUGAUGACGCUUGUAAUCGCACUUGUCGUGGCAAUGAUGUUUACGAUGACAGCCCUUUACAUAGCAGAGAGAGAAAGGAGAAUAAAGUUAGCAGAAGACUCAGAGUAUGCCAUGCUUGAAGCCCAGCAGAAGCUAGCAACAACAACGACGGCAACGAGGACUAUAGCAACGACAAAAAGAGCGGUGAAAACUGUCUCCACUGAACAGCCUGGAGCAAUUACACCAAUGAUAAGGCCUGAUGUUCCUGGAUGUGUCCCUGUUUUUGAUGCCCAUCCUUUGCUAACCAUUCCACCAGAAAUACAAAAUUUGACCAAAAUCCUUGACUUGCAAGUGGAAAAUCUUUACAAAAUGCAUCAAUUCAAGGCAGCAUCUGUAGCUUUUUCCUAUCGUGGAAAUAUUUGGUGGUCUAAACAUGUUGGAAAACUCAACUUUACAGAUUCCGACUCGCCUUCACCAAACAAUGACACGCCAUAUCCAAUUGCUAGCAUCACGAAACUGUUCACGUCCUUCAUGUUACACAAGCUAUAUGAAGAAGGAAAGCUUCGCCUUGAUGAUCCAGUAAAAAAGCAUGUUCCAGAAUUUUCUGUAAAAAACCCUUUUAACACAGAGCAAGUGACAUUGAGGCAACUUACUUGCAUGAUGUCUGGUUUACCAAGAGAAGCACCUUGUUACCCUUAUGAAGGUGACAAUUUUUGCCCUUACAAUUCAUCAGAAAUGUGGAAAAGGAUCGCAAAUAUGUCACUUAUUCUUCCACCUGACAAAAACCCAUCGUACAGCAAUGCUGGAUAUUCUGUUCUUGGUCGUACACUCGAGCGUGUUGCCAAAGAGAGCUAUGACGACUGGGUAAAAGAAAAUAUCAUCAAACCACUUGGCAUGAAAAACACAGGAUUUGAUCUAUUAGGGAAUGCCCACCGUUUUCCAGUCAGCUCCAACUUGGAUGGUUCAAUCGCAAAGAUUGUCGAAUGGGGAUGGCAAAAGCCUGCUGGAGGCCUAUUUUCGACAAUCAACGAUUUGAAUCAGGUAGCAAAGCUGAUGUUCGAAUUAUUGAAUGAUACUACUGUUCUACACAGAUCAACUGCAAGAAAUUUAUUCAAACCUGCAUACCUUUUCAACACUGGUCACGGCGUAGGAUAUGCAUUUGAGAUCUAUAAUUCUGGGUUUGCAAAAGCAAUGCAGAAGAACACAAAAAAUAUAAUAGAAUACCUUAUAUACAUAAAAAGUGGAGCGGUCCUCGGCUAUGGCAGCUACAUUGCUCUGAUCCCGGAACUAAAAUUUGCUGCAUUUUCGCUAGUUGCGCAUGGUGGAAUAGAACAUGCGGCAUCUGAACUUCUCAUGAUUCCUUUACAAGCAAUCUACCCGUUAGAAAAAGUUCUUAUUCAAAAUUUACCCAAGUACGUAUUUCCACCAAAUCCUGAUGCAUUCGUUGGCAAUUACAGUAUUGUUCAUUAUUGGCCACUUAUCAAUAAACCUGUUAAAAUAUAUGAACGAAAUGGAGUUCUGUUUCUAAAAAUCGAAUGGUUGAUCACGCCCUUAUCGUAUGAUUCUCCUUGGGUUUUGGUUACUGGUCACUUCAAACAAAACCCUAUCGGAGCAUGUGAGGACUAUUUCCUUAACAGUGGACUUUCAAAUAUGAAAUUGUUUUUCAAAAGGCCUUUAAAACAAGGUGGAAGGUCACCUAGAUUUCAUGUCUUUGGUAUAACUACGUACGGCUAUGCAGAGUUUAAAAGAGUUUGAUGUAAGUUCAGUAUAAUGCAAAUAAAAAUUAAAAACUAACGAAUAUUUGACACGUUCUCUUCCAACCACAUUUCAUGUGCUUGCUGUAUGGGCGAGAAAUAGAAAGCAGCAAAUGUAGAAAAAGAUAUGCAUAAAUGGCAGGCGACAGUAGAUAUUUCUUAACUCAAGAGCUGUAAAAAGUAUGAUUGGAAGGGCCAGGUGAUUGCUGCAAACCAGAAAAGCAUUUGGUUUUUGAGAUUCUGAGACCAAGCUCGGUUGCUACACAUAUACAUCUAGGAUUCAUAAAUUCAUGAAUCGAUUAAUAAAUUCAUGCCGAGAAGAAUUUGUAACGUAUAAACAUUCAUUCAGCUGAAAUGAAACGUUCUAAGUGACGAAAGCAUUUGCUCAAGAUUCUAUUAAUUAUGAAGAGUGUUUCAGCAGAAUUGGUUGUUGAUAUUUUCAUUCGAGUAUUGGGCAGAGCACUAAAGCAAAAAAAGUAUCUUUAUUGGUGUAUUACAACUAGAUAUAUUACAAUACUCUUAAGUUAUUUAUAACGAUGUUACUUAUUGUUCACUUAAGCUAGUUCACGUGUUUAGUUUCGCGUGUAGAAGAAGAGUUUUCGUGUAGCAGAAACCCCUGACAUUGAACUAUGGAGCAGGUGUUGUGUUUUUCGCCUCAACAGACAUGUAAGAACAAAAAGAAAACUGUUUACUACACGUUUUCCAUAUCUAACUUUCAACAUCCAAGUAC